AUGCUCUCUCGCCCUGAAACGGCCCUACGCGCCCGUACCUCAGCCCCAAGCGGGCUGGAGACUCGGCGUGGCGCAGUGCGUAUCGUGCUUAUGCACUUAUCAUCAGACACCAUGGGGUCUGCAACAGGCGACAGCGCUGAGGACAACCGCUUCGACGGCUUGUUUGCAACAGUGGCAGAGCAGGCGGGCGGUAUUGAACCUCUCUUUGAUUAUUUCUUCGGUUUUCUUUGUCGGAAGACAGACUUUUUUACCGUGGGCCGCGCUGCGUGCAAGGACAUGCUAGACAAGUCUUUCCGCAAGUGGACAGACAAAGCCACUGAAAAAGCCGAGAGAGAGCGCUUACAACGUGAGGAACAGCAGAAGAAGCAACAGCAGAAGCAGCAACAGCAGCAGCAGCAGCGGCAUCAACAGCGGCAGCAACCAGUAGACCUGAGCAGUAGGCCGAAGGUCGAGGAGCUGACCGAGGAAGAAGAAGCGCUCUUCGCCCCUCCUGAAAGUAAAGCAGCAGAAACACCCUCCACGGCAGCGGAAGGAGCAACAGCCAGUAGCAAAGAAAAGGGAGAGGAAGGAUCUACUUCAGACGACGACAACGAAAGCUCUCGACCGGAGGGCAACGGGGGCCAGACAGACAAGUAUCGGUGGACUCAAACCUUGGAAUCUGUGGAUGUCUACGUGCCCAUGGGCGAAGGCGUGCGGGCGGCGCAGUGUCAAGUGAAGAUAACUGCCACUUCGCUGACUUUGGGUCUUAAAGGACAACCACCGAUUUUGAACGGGGAGUUCUCUCAAAGAGUGCAGGCGGAGGACAGCAUGUGGACACUGGAAGACCGAAAGACUCUCCACCUCAGUUUGGAAAAGACAGACAAAAUGCGUUGGUGGAGUUGCGUCUUGAAAGGCGACCCCGAGAUCGACACCAAGACGAUUGUCCCUGAGAACUCGAAGCUGUCCGACUUGGACCCAGAGACCCGCGCCACAGUCGAGAAGAUGAUGUACGAUCAACAGCAGAAGCAGAAGGGGCUGCCCACGAGCGACCAGCAAAGGCAGGCAGAAAUGCUAGAGAAGUUCAAACAGGCUCAUCCUGAGCUGGACUUUUCGAAUGCCAAGAUUAACUGGGGAGGCUCGGGUUGGGGCGGCUAA
Eimeria acervulina is the source of this 1134-nucleotide messenger RNA. RefSeq names its product nuclear movement domain-containing protein, putative. NCBI's taxonomy places the organism in Eukaryota, Apicomplexa, Conoidasida, Eucoccidiorida, Eimeriidae. Gene Ontology annotation, biological process: protein folding. The transcript has 5 exons. The record is from RefSeq and is a predicted model, not a curated record. Gene Ontology annotation, cellular component: cytoplasm. Bases 1 to 1134 code for a protein of 377 amino acids.